CUGAAUCAUCCAGUAGUUCUGAUUUAUCGGACGACAACUUCACAGACGAAGAAGAUUGUACAAUGGAGGAACUACAAAGGAAGCAACAACACCCUGACCGAUUACAUCCAGAAAUGUGGUUUAAUGAACCUGGUGAGAUGAAUGACGGUCCGUUGUGUAGAUGCUCGUGGAAAUGCAAAAAAUCUGGUAUCCGUCAUGGAAUAUACCCGGGAGAAAAACAUCUACAACAGUGUAACAAGCUGACAAAUAAUGCAGAUAGAUUAUUUCAUUACCGAAUAACUAUAUCACCGCCAACCAACUUCUUAAUCAAAACUCCAACAAUUAUACAACAUGAUGAGCAUGAGUUCAUUUUUGAAGGUUUUUCCAUGUUUUCACACUUUCCUUUGGAGAAAUUACCUAAUUGCAAAGUUAUUCGGUUCAACAUUGAAUAUACUAUUCUCUAUAUUGAAGAAAAGUUACCUGAAAAUUUCACCGUUUGGGAGUUGAAUUUAUUUAAUGACUUUGUUUUUCAAGAACUCUUAGAACUGGCAGAUUUCGAUUUGAAAGCAGCAGGUGAUGAACAUGGGUGUCCUCAGUUCCAUUUUAUGCCAAGAUUUGUGAGGGAACUCCCUGAGAAUGGUAAAGAAAUUCUCUGUAUGAAGGAGGUUCUUCAAUAUUUGAUGGACAGCUCUAAGCCAUUAAUAGUUGAAUCUGAACUAGAGAAUAUGAUGGAAAUGAGUCAGUACGAAUGGCAAAGCUAUGCAGACGAAGUGAAGGGUAUGGUUGUUACUUACCCUGGCAAAAAACCUUGCUCUGUCAGAGUAGAUCAGUUAGACCGAAAUAAAGAUCAACAAAUCGGAACAAACUACAAAUUUCCAGAAAUUGUUCACUUUGGCAUUCGGCCACCACAGUUAAGCUACGCUGGCAAUCCUGAAUACCAGAAAGCUUGGAGAGACUAUGUGAAAUUCAGGCAUUUACUAGCCAAUAUGUCUAAACCAACAUAUGAGGAUAAAAGAAAAUUAGAGGCAAAAGAAAAUAAAUUACUAGAAAUGCGAACACAAGGAAAAAUGAAGAGAGAUGUCACAGUAGCUGUCUCUUCAGAAGGAUUUUAUAAGACAGGAAUAAUGUGUGACAUUAUACAGCAUGCAAUGUUGAUCCCAGUGUUGGUUUGCCAUUUGCGUUUUCAUCACUCCCUCAAUGUAUUAGAAGAAUCAAUAUGUUACAAAUUCAAAAAUCGUGCUCUACUACAACUGGCACUCACUCAUCCAUCAUAUCGAGAAAAUUUCGGAACGAAUCCAGAUCAUGCCAGAAAUAGUUUAACCAACUGCGGCAUACGUCAACCAGAAUAUGGCGACAGAAGGAUCCACUAUAUGAAUACCAGAAAAAGAGGAAUCAAUACACUGAUAAACAUAAUGUCCAGAUUUGGGAAACAACAUGAAACUGAAUCUAAUAUAACUCACAAUGAACGUUUGGAAUUCCUUGGAGAUGCUGUCGUCGAGUUUCUUACUUCUAUUCACUUAUUUUAUUCAUUUCCUGAUUUGGAAGAGGGAGGUCUUGCUACUUAUCGAGCAGCUAUAGUACAAAACCAGCAUCUUUCUGAAUUAGCGUGCGUUCUCAAAUUGGAUCAGUUCAUGCUUUAUGCUCACGGUUCUGAUCUAUGUCAUGACCUCGAAUUAAAACAUGCAAUGGCAAACUGUUUUGAAGCAUUGAUGGGAUCUCUAUUUUUGGAUGGAGGAAUUGAGGUUGCAGAUAAAGUUUUGGCCUCAAGUUUUUUUCACAUGAAAUCAGAGCUUCAUGAAGUAUGGAUGAAUCUUCCUCCCCACCCUCUACAAGAACAAGAACCUUUAGGAGACCGUCAUUGGAUUAAAAAAUUCGAGUUGCUUCAAAAGCACAUACGACUUUUAGCUAGAGCCUUCACCGAUAGAAGUGUUGGCUACACUAACCUCACAAUGGGAUCUAAUCAGAGAUUGGAGUUUUUAGGAGAUACUGUAUUACAGCUUAUUGCUUCUGAGUAUUUGUACAAGUAUUUUCCGGAACAUCAUGAAGGACAUUUAUCGCUCCUGAGAAGUUCACUUGUAAAUAACAGAACUCAAGCUGUUGUGUGUGAUGAUCUGAAUAUGGCCCAGUAUGCUGUAUAUAACAACCCAAAGGCUGAAUUGAAGACAAAGGAUAAAGCAGAUUUAUUAGAGGCAUUCAUUGGAGCUCUCUAUGUUGAUCGGGGUAUACAAUACUGCGAAGUAUUUUGUCAUGUAACGCUCUUUCCGAGAUUACAAGAUUUCAUUAUGAAUCAGGAUUGGAAUGAUCCAAAAUCAAAGCUUCAACAAUGUUGCUUGACACUUCGUACAAUGGAUGGUGGCGAACCAGACAUACCCAUAUACAAAGUUAUUGAAUGUAAAGGUCCAACAAAUACAAGGCUCUACACAGUAGCAGUUUAUUUUAGAGGAAGGAGAUUAGCUAGUGCAGUUGGACACAGUAUUCAACAGGCAGAAAUGAAUGCAGCGAAGAAUGCUCUUGAAAUAUCACAUCAUCUUUUUCCCCAACUGGAUCAUCAGAAGCGAGUUAUAGCAAAAAGCAUGAAACGACAAAAACGACGUAGGAGUUCAUCUAGGUCCAGAACGAAUCUCUCUGUUCCCAAAUCUCCAGAAAGUUACUCCAGAAAAAGAUUCAUAUCCAAUUCAAGAUGUUCCAAAGAUGAUACGUUAGGAAAAUCAAGAAGUAGAUCUUCAUCAAAGAGUAGAUGCAGUUCAAGAAGGAGUGUAGAAUCAAGGAAUGGAUUGAAGUAUCAAACCAAUGAUGUGAAUUGAAUGUCAAUAUGAUUACAAUCAUUAUUUUUAAUGCUGUAUUUUAAUAAUGUGAUUUAGUUUACGUAUAUGGAGAAGUAUAAGUUUAUUAUCCUUUAUUUAAACAAACUUUAACUUUAUUUUCACAAGCAUGGAAAAAACAUGUUGAUUUACAAUACUAUUAU
Molecule: messenger RNA, 2944 nt
Organism: Leptinotarsa decemlineata (Colorado potato beetle)
Lineage: Eukaryota; Metazoa; Arthropoda; Insecta; Coleoptera; Chrysomelidae
Product: ribonuclease 3-like
Source: RefSeq, a predicted model, not a curated record